This is a messenger RNA of Insectozyma verbasci, 2829 nucleotides long. NCBI's taxonomy places the organism in Eukaryota, Fungi, Ascomycota, Pichiomycetes, Serinales, Debaryomycetaceae. The record is from the annotation of a GenBank genome assembly.
AUGAGUGAUAGUGGAUAUACAUUGAUCUAUGAGCCUAAUACGGCUAGUAAAACUUCAGUCAGUGAAUUUAAAAACUUAUUAGAAAAAGGUAAAGAUGAUGUUAAAGUAGAUACAAUGAAGAAAAUUUUAAUUACUAUGUUAAAUGGUGAUCCAUUACCUGAUUUAUUAAUGCAUAUAAUUAGAUUUGUAAUGCCUUCAAAGAAUAAAGAAUUGAAAAAAUUAUUAUAUCAUUAUUGGGAAGUAUGUCCUAAAUUGGAUUCAAAUGGUAAAAUGAGACAAGAAAUGAUUUUAGUAUGUAAUGCUAUACAACGAGAUUUACAACAUCCAAAUGAAUAUAUAAGAGGUAAUACAUUAAGAUAUUUAACAAAGUUGAAAGAAGCUGAAUUAUUAGAAACCUUAGUUCCUAAUGUUAGACAAUGUUUGGAACAUAGACAUGCAUACGUUCGUAAAAAUGCAGUAUUUGCAUUAUAUUCAAUUUAUAAAGUAAGUGAUCAUUUAUGUCCUGAUUGUGAUGAAUUAAUUUAUAAAUUUUUAAUUGAUGAACUGGAUUCAGUAUGUAAAAGAAAUGCAUUUGUUUGUCUUGGUGAUUUAAAUAGAGAUGCUGCAUUACAAUUUAUUCAAGAUAAUAUUUUAAUGAUUGAAUCAUUAGAUCCUUUAUUACAAUUGGCUUUUAUUGAAUUUAUUAAAAAAGAUUCAAUUAAAUUUACUCAAUUGAAAUCACAAUAUGCACAAUUAAUAACUGAAUUGAUUGAAAAUAGUUCAUCAAAUGUUGUUAUUUAUGAAGCUGCAAAUACAUUAACUGUUUUAACAUCCAAUCCAAAAUCAAUUUUAUUGGCAGGUAAUAAAUUUGUUGAAUUGGCUACAAAAGAAGCUGAUAAUAAUGUUAAAAUAAUUACAUUGGAAAGAAUUAAUGAUUUACAUAAACAAUAUCCUGGAAUUUUACAUGAUUUAUCAUUGGAAAUUUUAAGGGUUUUAUCAAGUCAAGAUUUAGAUGUAAAGAAAAAAGCUUUAGAUGUUACUUUACAAUUUAUGACUACUAGAAAUGUUGAAGAUGUUGUUAAAUUAUUGAAAAAAGAAUUACAAUCUACUGCAUUAUCUAAUGAUGAUAAAAAUUCAGAAUACAGACAAUUAUUAAUUAAUUCAAUUCAUCAAUUGGCUAUUAAAUUUAGUGAAGUUGCCGCGAAUGUCAUUGAUUUAUUAUUGGAUUCAAUUGGUGAUUUAAAUAGCUCUGCAGCUUAUGAAGUUGUUAUAUUUGUUAAAGAAGUUGUUGAAAAAUUUCCAGAUUUAAGACAACCUAUCCUUAAAAGAUUAAUUUCUGCGUUACCUUUUGUUAAAAGUGGUAAAGUUUUUAGAGGUGCUUUAUGGAUAAUUGGUGAAUAUAACUUAGAAGAACAAAUUAUACAAGAAUCAUGGAAAUAUAUUAGAUCAAGUAUUGGUGAAGUACCAAUUGUUUUAAGUGAAUUAAAAUCAAAAGAACCAAAAGAAGAAAAUGGAGAACAUGAAACUGAACAUAAAAAGAAGGGUCCAACUGUUUUACCUGAUGGUACUUAUGCUACAGAAACUGCAUUAACUACAGAAACAACAACCACAGAAAAAGAUGAUGAUAAACCACCAAUUAGAAAACAAAUCUUAGCUGGUGAUUUUUAUUUAGGUGCUGUUUUAUCAUCAACAUUAGUUAAAUUAAUUUUAAGAUUACAAAAAUUGGAAAUAACUCCUAAAAUUUUAAAUGCAUUAAAAGCUGAAGCUUUAUUAAUUAUGGUUUCAAUUUUAAGACUUGGUGAAUCAAAUUUAGUUUCAAAAAAAAUUGAUGAAGAUUCAGCAGAUAGAAUUUUAUCAUAUAUUAAAAUAUUAAAUGAUGAAGAAGAUAAAAUUGAAAUUGAAACUAGUUUUCUUGAAGAUACAAAAGAAGCAUUUAAAACACAAAUUAAUGCAGCAGAAAGUAAAAAACAAGAAGAAAUUACUAAUGAAUUACACAAAAAUGCAGAACAAAUUGAUGAUUCAAUUCAAUUUAGACAAUUGGAUAAUGAUAAUACUACAAGUAAAAAUAUAGAUGAUUUAAAUAUCACCUCAAAUGAAAAGAAGGAAGAUUUAAGUUCAAGAUUAAAUAAAAUUAUUCAAUUGACUGGUUUUUCAGAUCCAAUUUAUGCUGAAGCAUUUGUCAAGGUCCACCAAUAUGAUAUUGUUCUUGAUGUUUUAUUAGUUAAUCAAACAACAGAUACUUUACGUAAUUUAUCAGUUGAAUUUGCAACUUUGGGAGAUUUAAAACUUGUUGAUAAACCAACAACUGCCAAUGUUGGACCACAUGGAUUUUAUAAAGUUCAAACAACUAUAAAAGUUACAUCGGCAGAUACUGGUGUUAUAUUUGGUAAUAUAGUAUAUGAUGGACAUCACUCAGAUGAAUCAACAAUUGUUAUAUUAAAUGAUGUUCAUGUUGAUAUAAUGGAUUAUAUUAAACCAGCAACAUGUUCAGAAAAUCAAUUUAGAAAAAUGUGGAAUGAAUUUGAAUGGGAAAAUAAAAUUACAAUCAAAUCACCAAUUCAGUCAUUAAAAAUAUAUCUUGAAGAAUUGAUGAAAGGGACAAAUAUGAAUUGUUUAACUCCGGGUGCUAUCAUUGGUGAAGAAUGUCAAUUUUUAUCAGCAAAUUUAUAUUCAAGAUCUACAUUUGGAGAAGAUGCUUUAGCUAAUUUAUGUAUUGAAAAACAAACUGAUGGUCCAAUUAUAGGUCAUGUUAGAAUAAGAUCAAAGGGACAAGGAUUAGCCUUAAGUUUAGGUGAUAGAGUUGCAUCAAUAUCAAGAAAAGCUAAAAAACCAGCAUUAUUGAAAGUAUAG